AUGUCCAAUUCAAUUCUUGCCGCUUCCGCGAAGGGAGCCACUUUUCUCAUCCUCUUGCAGGUCGCCUCUCGCGCCCUCACAUUCGCUGUCAACCAGGUCUUGCUGAGGUUCCUGUCACCGGAACUGCUCGGAGUCUCAGCCCAAUUGGAACUCUUCUCGAUAUCCGUGCUGUACUUUGCCCGCGAGAGCUUACGCGUGGCUUUGCAGCGACAGGCGCAUGGCACCCAGGCAGUCGUCAAUCUAUCGUAUCUGGCUGUCUUUGCCGGCACGCCGCUGGCCUACCUGCUUGCACUCGCCUGGUUCCGAGCCGAGACGCCCAAUGUGCCGUACUUUGUCGAGGCGCUGGCUGCGUAUGGCUUAGCUACCUUCCUCGAGCUGCUCAGCGAGCCAGCGUUUGCAGCAGUCCAGCAGAAGCUUCUGUACAGAGUCCGAGCGUCCGCAGAGAGUUCUGCUACCCUGCUUCGUUGCAUCGGGACGUGCGGCUCGGCCGUUCUGGCCAGUCGCGCUGGUCUCGAUAUUGGCGUUUUGCCGUUUGCUGUUGGGCAGCUAGCUUACGCGGUGGCGUUGCUUGUCGUAUAUUGGUACAAAAUAUGGCCAGUUGCCAAGGCCGAUGGCUUCUCGCUUUUCCCGGAUAAGAUGGCAACAACAAAAGAGAAUCCUGUUCUGAUGAGCUACUUGUCUGCUCCUCUUGUGCGACUUACUGCCUCUCUCAGCCUUCAGUCGGCCCUGAAGUACGUCCUCACCCAGGGAGACUCUCUUCUCAUCACAACCCUGGCAUCGCUGGCCGACCAAGGCGCGUAUGCGCUGGCAUCCAACUAUGGAGGUCUGAUUGCACGCAUGCUGUUCCAACCCAUUGAGGAGAGUAGUCGCAAUAUGUUUGCAAAGCUCUGUGCCAAUGUGAAACCCUUGGCAACACCUGGAAAAAAGAAAGAGCCGGAGAAAGUGGACAAACAGCAGCAGCAGAACCUUGCUCAAGCAUCCAAAGUUCUGAGUACCAUUCUCCAUCUCUACGGGAUCAUAUCUUUGUUCGCGGUAACACUGGGACCAGUCCUAGCACCCGUACUCCUUUCCGUUGUUGCAGGGCAGAAGUGGUCUGCAACGUCUGCGUCCAAAGUUCUGGCGACGUACUGCUACUACAUACCCUUUCUCGCUAUCAACGGGGUGACGGAAGCGUUUGUAGCCGCUGUUGCAACCAACAAAGAGCUGUAUGCACAGUCGGUCGCAAUGGGCAUCUUUUUUGCUCUUUUUGCAGGAAGUGCGUGGUUCUUUAUUGGGCAGCUCGAAAUGGGCGGUAAUGGUGUGGUGCUGGCUAAUACUGUCAACAUGGCAUGCCGCAUUGUUUGGAACACAUGGUUCAUCGGAAGAUUCUUUUCGCAGAACGGCUCUGGAUUUAGCGUACUGAAUACACUGCCCUCAGUUACUGCAGCGGCGCCCGCAGCUGUCAUACCGACACUGAUGCGGACGAAACCAGGUAUCCGCUUCUUGCAAAGGUUUGGUGUCUUGGGCGAGCUGGUGAGUAUGGGAGCCGUGGGCGGGAUAUACGUAUUGCACGUACUGUUCUUUGAGCGCCAGUUCCUCGUUGACUGUUACCGCAUGCUACGCCCAUCCCGAGCAGCUCCGCCGGCCGAGAAGAAGACUAAAUGA
Molecule: messenger RNA, 1644 nt
Organism: Exserohilum turcica Et28A
Lineage: Eukaryota; Fungi; Ascomycota; Dothideomycetes; Pleosporales; Pleosporaceae
Exons: 1
Coding region: 1-1644 (547 amino acids)
Biological process (GO): glycolipid translocation; dolichol-linked oligosaccharide biosynthetic process
Cellular component (GO): endoplasmic reticulum membrane
Source: RefSeq, a predicted model, not a curated record